Messenger RNA from Anopheles maculipalpis, 997 nucleotides. RefSeq names its product protein FAM8A1. NCBI's taxonomy places the organism in Eukaryota, Metazoa, Arthropoda, Insecta, Diptera, Culicidae. Bases 5 to 997 code for a protein of 330 amino acids. The transcript is spliced from 3 exons. The record is from RefSeq and is a predicted model, not a curated record.
CAUUAUGGGAGAAAAUCAAGACACAAAAGACGAGAAGGACAGUCUCGUGCCGGACGGUGUGCCACCGCUGGAUCUGACCAAAACAACGAAACAGCUUUAUUUCGAUCUACUGCGAACAUGGGUUUAUCAUGCGGAGCUGCAAUCCCACAUGCAGACUCACUUCCCGUAUUACUUGAUGAGCAACUAUCCGCAGCUGUUUCAGCUAAAUGCUGGCGGUGGUGUACCAUCCGCGUUUCCCAACAUGACCGGCAUCCCUACGACGGCGGGCGGUAGUAAUGUGGCUGGGUUCAAUGCUCCCGGUACAGCAACCACGCAACAGGGCCAAAACGCCACCGUCAACCGGGGACGGAACGAAACGAUAGAUCCUACACGUCCUGAUGAUGCUUUCAACCGCCACGGAGGAUAUGAGUACGUGAUUGCUCCGCUCUGGAAGCGAUUUGCAGCCGAAGCUAUCGAUAUAGCGAUAAUAUUUCUGCUCAAGAUAAUGACUACACUGGCCUUUAUAGAUGCAUUCGAAAUCGAUCUCUUGUACAUGGACCUGGACGCGAUCCGUAACUCGUUCGAGGAAGAUUAUACCGAGCUGCUAUCAUUCACCUCGGAGCUGAUACUGCUCGAGAUAGGCAUCAAGAUAGCGGUAUGCAUCUACGAAGCGGUAUGGACCGCCCACGUCCAAGUCAUACCGGGCAGCGCAACGCCCGGCAAGAUGUUGAUGGGCUUGCGGAUCGUUUACGCAGAAACGGUAACGGUACUGGAACCGCAACCACAGCCCGGCUUACUUAGCAAUCAGGUGCCGCUGCGUGCGCUCCUGUACCCGGGCACUACACCAAGCUUUACGCGUGCGUUUGCCCGUGCAGCCGUGAAGAACGUGGUUAUCGCAUUUCUCUUUCCCAUGUGUUUGCUGUUGCUGUGCUUCCGGCAAAACCGUUCCAUCUACGACAUCAUGACGAAGACGGUCGUGGUAGAGGACAAUCCAAAUCCGGUGUUAAGACGGCGCUAA